Linum trigynum is the source of this 1722-nucleotide messenger RNA. The record is from the annotation of a GenBank genome assembly. NCBI's taxonomy places the organism in Eukaryota, Viridiplantae, Streptophyta, Magnoliopsida, Malpighiales, Linaceae.
AUGGCCGGGCAAUCGAGGAAGUGGAUGAUACUGGUGGCCACGAUAUGGAUUCAGGCGUUCACGGGAACGAAUUUCGAUUUCUCGGCCUACUCCUCGCAAUUGAAAUCAGUGCUGGGGAUCUCGCAGGUCCAAUUGAAUUACCUCGCCGUGGCGUCCGAUUUGGGGAAGGUUUUCGGCUGGUCGUCUGGCCUGGCUCUGAUGUACUUCCCGCUGUGGACGGUCCUGUUCUCGGCUGCGUUCAUGGGGCUUUUCGGCUACGGGAUGCAGUGGCUUGUGAUUCGGAAUGUCAUCUCUCUGCCUUACAUUCUGGUAUUCAUUCUCUGCCUGCUGGCAGGAUGCAGCAUAUGUUGGUUCAACACGGUAUGCUUCGUUCUCUGCAUCCAAAACUUCCCAUCUAACCGAGCCUUGGCUCUAUCCCUCACAGUAAGCUUCAACGGGGUAAGUGCAGCCCUCUACACCCUUGCUGCCAAUGCCAUAGAUUCAUCAUCAAACGAGGUCUAUCUUCUCUUAAACUCCCUUUUCCCCCUCAUCACCUCCAUCGUAGCAUUAGUCCCCAUUCUCCGCCAGCCAACUCUAGAUCCCCUGCCUCCUGACGGUGUCCGCCGUGACUCAGUCGUAUUCCUCAUCCUCUACUCUUUAGCCAUCCUCAACGGCAUUUACCUUCUCCUCUUCGGCUCAAACACAAAUGACACAACAGUAGCUCACCUACGAUUCGCCGGAGCCAUAUUCCUCCUCGUCCUUCCACUCUGCAUCCCUGGAAUCGUCUUCGCCAGGCAGUGGUUUCACCAUGCAAUCAAUUCCAGCUUCCAGAUCCCUGAAGGUUCCGCCUUCAUGCUUGUCGAAGUCGAUGACCUUGAACUUCACAAGGAGCUUCUCUCCCGGGACACCAGUAACAAUAAUGGAGAUGGGGAUUUCACCUGGAACGAUUCAACCCUCGUCCUGAAAAGUAUCGAUGAUGAUGAGAUCGAUAUUGAUCGAAAGGGAAAAUUCUGUGAAGGUGUGGUUGGGAGAGAUAAGUUGGCUAUGCUGGGGGAAGAGCACACGGCUUGGCUGCUCGUGAGAAGGUUGGAUUUCUGGCUCUACUUUCUUGCCUAUUUCUGUGGAGGAACGAUUGGACUUGUGUACAGCAACAAUCUUGGCCAAAUUGCGCAGUCCCUUGGGCAGGACUCUUCGACCACAUCUCUCGUCACUGUGUACUCGUCCUUCUCGUUCUUCGGCCGCCUGCUUUCUGCUGCACCAGACUUCAUACGCACGAAGGUCUACUUUGCGAGGACAGCGUGGCUGACAAUCGCCCUUCUGCCAACGCCACUUGCUUUCUUCCUGCUCGCUGCGUCAGGUGACAAGGUGGGGCUGUACAUGGCCACUGGACUACUGGGAUUGAGCUCUGGUUUCAUCUUCGCCGCGGCCGUGUCCAUAACUUCGGAGCUCUUCGGUCCCAACAGUGUGAGCGUGAAUCACAACAUUCUUAUAACAAACAUCCCCAUUGGCUCGCUCAUCUACGGCUUCCUCGCCGCCGUUGUCUACGACGCCAAUGCAAGGUCUGGGAACAUGGUAAGCUCGGACUCCAUUGUGUGCAUGGGGAAGGACUGUUAUUUCCUGACAUUCGUGUGGUGGGGAUGCCUGGCGAUUAUUGGGUUGGGUUCUAGUAUGCUGCUCUUCUUGAGGACUAAACACGCUUAUGACCAAUUUGAGAAGAAACGUGCUUUGACGCAGGUUGAUUAG